Messenger RNA from Ictalurus punctatus (channel catfish), 6106 nucleotides. RefSeq names its product SMYD family member 5 (gene smyd5). The record is from RefSeq and is a predicted model, not a curated record. The transcript is spliced from 13 exons. Gene Ontology annotation, molecular function: histone H4K20 methyltransferase activity; protein binding. NCBI's taxonomy places the organism in Eukaryota, Metazoa, Chordata, Actinopteri, Siluriformes, Ictaluridae. Bases 30 to 1271 code for a protein of 413 amino acids.
GAGGUCAAAGUUGACACGCAAUUUCCAACAUGGCGGCCCCCUUGGAUGACAUGUUUUCGCGAUGCGUUGAUCCCGGUAAAACUGCUAACUGUGUUGAAGUCCGAUUUAUCGACAAUGUCAAGGGUAAAGGACUGUUCGCCAAGAGACCUUUCAAAAAGGGCGAGACUAUCUUUACUGAACGUCCCCUUGUGUCUGCUCAGUUCUUAUGGAAUGCCUUAUACAAGUAUAAAGCAUGUGAGUAUUGUCUGCGUGCUCUGGAGACUGCAGAGGAAAACGCACGCAGGCUCAGUACUCAACCUGCCCUCGGCCUGCCCCAUCCUGAGCUGUGUAAGGUUCGGCCUGAGCUGCACCAGGCCUGCCCACACUGUCAGGUGAUGUACUGUAGCAGUGAGUGCAAGCAGGCUGCGUGGGAUCAGUAUCACCAGGUCCUGUGUCUGGGCCCUUCACUUCAUGAUCCUGAUCAUCCAAUCAACAAGCUGCAGGACGCAUGGAGGAGUGCACACUAUCCUCCAGAAACCUCCAGCAUCAUGCUAAUGGCCAAAAUGGUUGCUGUUGUCAAGCAGGCUCAAGAUAAGGGGCGCUGGCACAGGCUGUUUUCCCACUUUUGCAGUCGUGCAGCCAAUGAGGAGGAGGAAAUAGCACACAAACUGCUAGGAGAAAAGUUCCAGGGCCAACUGGCUUUGCUGCGUACCCUUUUUACUACAGCACUCUAUGACGAUCACCUCAGUCAGUGGUUCACUCCAGAUGGCUUUCGCUCUCUUUUCGCACUCAUCGGGACCAACGGGCAAGGCAUCGGCACCAGUUCCCUCAGCCAGUGGGUUCAUGCCUGUGAUGCACUGGAGCUUCCUCACCAGCAGAGGGAGCAGCUGGAUGCCUUUAUUGACCAGUUAUACAAGGACAUCGAUAAAGAAACGGGUGACUUCCUCAACUGUGAAGGAUCCGGUCUCUUCCUACUUCAGAGCUCAUGUAACCACAGCUGCAUACCGAACGCGGAGGCGUCCUUCCCCGACAACAACUUUCUGCUUCACCUGAGCGCCCUGAGUGACAUCAGCCCUGGCGAGGAAAUCUGCAUCAGCUACUUGGACUGUUGCCAACGAGACAGGAGUCGUCAUAGCCGGCACAAGAUCCUGAGAGAGAACUACCUGUUCGUAUGCUCGUGUCAGAAGUGCAUGGCCCAGAUGGAUGAUGCGGAUCUGACCUCAGAAGACGAGGACGAGGGGGAAGGAGAGACAGAAGGGGAUGAGAUGGAGGACGAGAUGACGGACGUGUGAUGAAGAUCGGGUUUUGGGUUUCACCAUUUCCCCACCAUUUCAUACCUGUAUUUUUGUGGACAAUUACACUUUCAUAUCAUCAUGAAAAAAAAAAAAGGCACUCGGGUCAACAUAACGAGUCUGCAGCUCUGUUCAUGCAGUAGGAGAGUAAGCUCUUGGCUAUGCAAAGCGUUUUGUCUCACUUUUACACCUUUAAUUCCCAUCACAUUAGUGGUGCCAAGAAUGCUUCCAUUUUCAUUCCUUCAGACUGAUCUAUUCCGCCUUUUUAUUAUAACAUAUUUCAUCUAUGCACUAACAUUUUUGGUAUAUUAUGAUGCUCUAACCCAGCAUGAAGUCUUGCAAAGACAAAAUAAUCCACAUUUCAUCAGCCUUUCUAGACUGUAGACACAACAAACCAGCCAUGUGAUGUCUUCACCAAUAUUUUAGUUUAUUGGCUCAAAAAUAAGUGUUUGCUUUUGCUUGAAGAAGGUCGGGCGUUCUUAACCUCCUUAGACUCUCAGAAUCUGUCAGCUGCUCUAGACUUAUAUUCCUCAAUCUCUUAACUACAGUACCCUCCAGUGUUAUUUGCACCCUUCAUAAAAAUGAGCUUAAAUGAGUGUAUAAAAAAAAAAAAGAACCUUAAACACAGUAAUUCAAACUUUUCCCUCCAACGAUGACUAGGAACUAUUGAUCUUUGUUCUGGCCGUAAGCAAUCUUUAAAAUAAAUGCAAACCAAUUAUCAUUCUUAUUUUUUAUUUUCAUUUUUAUCUCAGUUCUCCAGGACCGAUGUUGUUCCCUUUAACCAUGUCUUGUUUCCCUGGGGUCUAAAUAGUAUGCUGCACACAAACAUAAUAUUGGUAAAACCCUAACAUAAAAUCCUUUAGUUAUCAAUUAAUCAAUUACCAUUGGGAAGAAACCAAAGAACCUGAACACAGUAGGUUGUUGCCUUGCACAAAUCAGGUAACAGAUAUAAAAUACAUUUGUACAGUUAGAAAUGCAUUAAGUGGAAUUAAGGCUAUAAGAAUGUUUAAUAUGUCUGAAAGUGUUUGAAAUUAUCCAGGAAUUGGACCCAUGUACACACACUAUCCCCACACAGUAAUGAGGAUGGUGAAGGAAGUAAAAAGUGCCCAUAGAUCACAGUUUUAAAAUUUCAAAGCCCUUCCUAGUAUCCUUCUACAAGUGUUUCCAAACUUUGUUAAAUAUUACAGGAAGAGACUCAGUCCUGGAAUUCUCUAGGGCAUGAGUCACAAAAUAUUAAUUUUAAGGGUGCUGAUAAUUUUUAAACCAAUAUUUUGAAGAAAAAAAACACACUCCUUUAAACCUACUUAUUGCAUGUGCUGUAUUCAUUUUAGCACAUUCAUUUUUUUUUUUAAUGGGGUGCCAAUAAUUAUGGAGGACACUGUACGUACAUUUCUUAUUCGUUUCACCAUAGUUAUUGAAUAAAAGUUUACUAAUUGAUUGUUAUGCCAGAUGCUAUGAAAGUACAUGUAAAUGAAUAACUCAUUAUACUAUCCAAAUAGUACGCUUUAAGACUGAACAGCGAGCCGAGAGACAUUACGGAGUUUAUCAAUUAGACGUCACAGUAAACAGUUGCAGCUCUGCCAGUGUCGACGUUGUGGACGAGUCUGUAGUUCACAGCAGGUCUUUGCUGAUCUGAAGUUAUGUUUCAGGUAUGCAGCAUAAGUUUCACUACAUAAACUGCCAGGCAGAUGCAUUUUGCCUCAGGAUUCUGUUUUUGAUUUUGAGCGAGGUCUCACCACAGCGUGGCAGGAGGGAGGAAAACACCGCCAACUGCAUUUUUCCACUACUUUGUCAUAAUCGUUCAGCACGUAAUACAGUCAUCGUGUAUUUAUGAAAUCCUCAUUGGAACAUUCGCACUUUCUCCUUAUCGUGCAUAGUGUUCUUGAUAAAUCCUGUCAGUUUCAUCAACAUCAUGCCAGAACAAUUCAGCAUCGAAAGUGCCAGAUGCUGAAUUAACAUAACUGGAUAUCUUCGAAAUGCAAUAAUAAUCAUAUGACAGUUUAAGCGUGAUCAGUACGUGAAACGAAAUGUUUCUUGAAUAAUUUUGGGGUGUCAGUGCUUUUUAUCUUGCUGAAACCACAGACCAAAUAAUGAGUAGAUUAGCAUUCAUUAGCGCAACAUCCGCCUCCUUGAUAUUUACACACACACAUUUUCUGUUUGUUCUGCCAUCAGGACUUCAGCAGAUAACUUCUCAGAGCCUGACUUCUGGACUACAAUCAGGUUUUGCUUCAGUUAUCACAGUGAAUACUGUUUCUAUGGACACAUCCCUGAGACAUUCAGGAUGGUGGCACUUAAGGACAAAGACUUGUGCUACUCGAUGCAUGCAUAAGCGCUUCAUAACAGAUGACGACAAACUCACGUUAGCGCUUAUAUAAGCAACAAUUCUGUUGUGUAAAGUUGAAAUAACAUUUUAAAUUACACUGAAAUCAAUACAUUAAUUUGCUCACCUUUUAAGUGCAAUCCUGGGGUGGCAAGCUUUUGUACCUAGUGGUCAAAAAUGGGAACUGCAAAACAAGAAAUCGAUGCCCAUUGGUGCCCAUUCCUCACUCUAUGAACAUUUUCAGUGGAGGAGCAGCAGACAGGGUAGUUAACCACAGGGUUGCCAGGAUCAGGUUUUGUUUUUUUGUUUUUUUAAUUUUAUGAAAAUUGACCGCUAAGAUAUUUGACAACAAAUAAUCAGACAGUGUGUCUGUGAUGGACAGAGCCAUUUCUAUUUAAGCAAUAUUGGACAAGCAAAAGUGCAGUUACAGUGAGUAUCAGCAUGUCUGUGAUUACCUACAGCGAAUCACGGUCACUCUGAUAUUCAGUAUAAUCACACUCUUGAUUGUGUAAUAUUGCUUUUAUACAACAGUUCUAUAAACAAGAAAUUAAUAUUGAGUAAGUGACAUUUCGGACACAAUAUGGCCACAAAUGUUCUGUUUGUUUUUGCUCCUCUAGUGGAAAUAGAUCCCAAAGAACCCACGUUCACGUUAUUGCACAUCAGUGAACAAGGUCAAUUUGAUUUGUACAUGCUUCUGGUAGAUCUGUCGUCUUUUCUUCAUUGUCAUCUUUUCUUCCUUUUCAUCUUUUCCUUUUCAUCUGGUACACACAGUGAAAUGUCCAGUGUGGUUAUAGAAAAUAUAGAAAUUCUUGGAAUGCCACUUGACCAAUCAUAGUAGUGAGCCGGUACUACCUGUAGUAUAAUGUAAUAUAUAUUGCAAAAACUGGGUGAAAGAAAAGUGGAUCAGAGGAUGAGUGAAUAAUGGCCAUAUAUUAGAAAUGUGUGUGCACCACGGUGACCUUGUUUCUGAAGUAAAAAACCUGAGAAACAAAUAAGAAAACCGUGAAGAUGUAGUUGGGCUGGAAAGUUUCUGAAACAUUGCAACCCUGGUUAAUGGUGAUAGGAAACACACAUACUGUAUUGAACACAGUUCGAAGGUACAUCUAAAUCCACUAAAAAAUAAGCUGCUAGACCAUAUGCUGAAUGACUGAAUGACUGUCUGCUGCUUAUUACGCUGUUACGCUAAAAAUUCACUACACAGUAGCCUGUAUCUACUGUUUGAGCCUAUGUUGUUGCUAAUAUCGUCCUGCCCAACCAACAAAUAUGGCCAAGAGCCUCUGCUAACUUGACAUCAGAAUUAACAUUACAGUUGGAGUGUGCGGAAAUAAGCCUUCAAGAAUUUUAAACAGGCUUUUGUUAGAUGUCUUGAACUGUUUACAGAGGCGUUACGUAGCCUUAGAAUAAGUGCUACUUUAGCCAUGUGACUCCCAACUACUUUUACGUCUUUAUCUUUCCCCAAACUUUUUUAGUUCGGUUUGGGGUACAAGAAACAUUUACAGACAACUUUACUAAAUGAUUGUUAAAUGAUCAAUUUCCACAUUAAUCAUGUGCUAAUAAACAGAAAUAGUGGAAGAAACGAACAGGUACAUAGGUAACAUUAUAGAUUGGAUCUCAAGAGGUUAAGAAUAUGUACAGUAGAUUUUUUGAGCUUUAAACCCUCUGUUUGGCCACUGUACCAAAAAGUGGAGAAUUUUUGGAUCUGCAUGUACAUAUACAGUACAUGCUGCAUCUGCAAACAACAUCUUGGCCGAAAGCCUUUGAUUGUUAUUUCUGGCGAACAAGGGUGCAAUGUGAGCCCAACAUCCUGUAAGAGGACAAAAUAGGAAGAGAUAUGAAAAAGGAAGUAUGGACACCUGGGCCGUCUUUGAGAGCAAUAACCUCUGAGUUCAGGCCAACUGGGCUGCUCUGGCAAAAUGGCCUGCUGUGAAUGCAGCCACACAACGGCAUGCCUUCAACAUGGCCACAUGGUCACAUGAGAGAGGUCGUAGUGCCUGCCCUUGGAGGAAAGAGCCCGAUAGAAAUGCCUGAUUGAAGAUGGAGGAGGGGAGUCGGCUACAAGCACACAACUUGAAUGAAGCACAGUUGUAAUGACUGAGAAAAAGAAGCUUUUAUUCUAUCAAAUUGAGGCACGCGGAAUCCGCAUUUACAUUCGUAAAUGAGCUUUGAGUGUAAAAUAGGGAAAUCAAAAUAAGCCACAUUAUGAUCAUUGCAAACUCACGCAGGGCAAAUGAAAGAACCCGAUUUGCAUCUUGUGAUUAAAAGGUUGGAUCUUGUUUAAGCAUGGUUGACAUUCAGAGGUGAUACUUGCCUGCAUUUAUGAAAGAGAGCAAUUCUGGUUUAACAUUUGGUUGUUUACAGUUUGUCACAAUGCUAAUAGCUCUCAUUUGAGCACUCCAGUUGACUUGCACACAGCAUGUUUGCAUUUUUUGCGAUUACUUACUACUACAUUAACUCCUGUCAUUCAGACCAUGUUUCACUGGAACAACACCAAUAAAGACAAGUGCAAAAUUCCUUC